Glycine soja is the source of this 996-nucleotide messenger RNA. RefSeq names its product actin-related protein 2/3 complex subunit 3-like. Gene Ontology annotation, cellular component: cytoskeleton; Arp2/3 protein complex. Lineage: Eukaryota; Viridiplantae; Streptophyta; Magnoliopsida; Fabales; Fabaceae. The record is from RefSeq and is a predicted model, not a curated record. Gene Ontology annotation, molecular function: actin filament binding. The coding region runs from base 192 to 716 and encodes 174 amino acids. The transcript is spliced from 5 exons. Gene Ontology annotation, biological process: regulation of actin filament polymerization; Arp2/3 complex-mediated actin nucleation.
UGUCUGUUAAGUGUUGUUGACAAUGCAAUAAACCACUACUAUCAUUGUUCUCAGAUCCCAUUGCCAUAAAUUACUUUGUCCACAAUCUUGAUUUCACGCUCAGCCUCGCGUCACCUAACAAUUUUGAAGCAUUUGGGGUUGCAAUUGAAUUCUUCUGAGCAAACCUUGUUCUUAUCGUCUCCACAAUAGACAUGGUUUAUCAUUCUAGUUUUGUGAAUGAAGAUGGAGUGAGUAGAGCUUGUGGGUGCUCUCUUCUUCCUCUCAAGAGCCACAUUAAGGGACCUGCUCCUGUUUCAGAUCAAGACAGAACUGAUAUUGUGGAUGAAGCCAUAACCUUCUUCCGAGCCAAUGUGUUCUUCAGAAACUUUGACAUCAAGAGCCCUGCUGAUAAGCUUCUCAUAUACCUGACCUUUUACAUUAAUGUUGCUCUCAAGAGGCUUGAAGGUUGCAGAACCUUGGCUGAAGGAACCAAGGCAAUCAUCAACUUGGGUCUCGAAAAGGUUCCUGUCCCUGGAGAGUCUGGCUUUCCAUUUCCGGGCCUUUUCCCCCUUCCUCAAUCACAUAAGGAAGCAGAAUUAUUCAGAAAUUAUUUGAAGCAGAUAAGGGAAGAAACAAGUGGGAGGUUAUUGAGCGUUGCAUACAGACCUAAUGGCACUCCAAAUAAAUGGUGGUUGGCAUUUGCAAAGAGGAAAUUUAUGAAUAUAAUCAUCCCUUGAACUGUUGUGGCGAACAUGCAAUUCUUAAACCAUGGAUUGUGUUGUGAAAAGUACACUUAAACACUGUUGAUCUGCCAAUUAAAAAUAUAUAUAUAGUGAUUAUUGAAAGGCAUAUUGUUGGUGGUCUGUUUUGAAUCCUUGUCUUUGAUUUUGAAUAUACUGAACUACUCUUUGCUAGGAAGUGGUCACGUCGUCCACUUUGCCCAUCAUAAAUAAUGAAGUCAGUAAUCAUAAUCGGGUUAUGACCCCAACCUUGCUUGUGCUAAUGGUUUUGAUUAUG